Molecule: messenger RNA, 1427 nt
Organism: Benincasa hispida (wax gourd)
Lineage: Eukaryota; Viridiplantae; Streptophyta; Magnoliopsida; Cucurbitales; Cucurbitaceae
Product: protein LATERAL ROOT PRIMORDIUM 1
Biological process (GO): positive regulation of DNA-templated transcription
Cellular component (GO): nucleus
Molecular function (GO): DNA-binding transcription factor activity; DNA binding
Source: RefSeq, a predicted model, not a curated record
ACUUUUUAGUGUUUCUUCAAAUUCAUUCACAGCCAAAACAUCCUAAUUCUCUCAGUUCUCAAUUCUCAAUUUUCCUUUUCUCUCUUUAAAUUCAAAAAAAAAAAAAAAAACAUUCAUAGAUCCAUGUUGCUUCAUCAGUAAUCUCAAAUUCAAUUUAGAUUUUUUUUUUUUUAAAAAACAAUUCAAUUUAGGGUUUUUCUUCUUCUUCGCCGGAGAUUCACCAGCUGUGGCUGCCGCACGCCGUCUUCCUUCCGAUUCCGGUGCCUUCGCCGAUUGGGUGGCUCCUCCCUCCGCCAUCGUCGCCGAUGAACUCUCCCUCGGUUUCAAUUCUGCCGCCGCCGUUCCAUCCACCACCAGGAUGUGGCCCUCAUCCAGGCCCCUUGCUAUUGGUUAUGGCCACACGGCGGCGCCGCCGACGGACAUGGUGGGUCUCAUGGCCUCGGGUUUUGGAGUCGGCGUUAGCGUUUUGCCUCUCCUUACCGGCCUUGCGCCGUCGAGUGUAGGAAUUGAAGAAGCUAAUUUAAUGAUCAGCCGUGGCGGCGGCGACGGCGGCGGCGGUGGCGGUGGGGUUCAAUUCAAUGGGAAUAAUUUGGAUGGGUUUGGGAUUUUGGGAGGUGGGUCGAGUUUGAAUUCCGGUGCCGGAACUUGCCAUGACUGUGGGAACCAAGCAAAGAAAGAUUGCAGCCACCGGCGGUGCCGGAGCUGCUGUAAAAGCCGUGGAUUUGACUGUUCUACUCACGUGAAGAGCACGUGGGUUCCGGCAGCUCGGCGAAGAGAACGUCAGAUGCUGAGCGCCGCCUCAGAUGUGGCGGCCGGCGGGACUUCAUCGGGGUCUACCUCCGGCGGGAAGAAGCCGAGGCUGAUUGCGUCACAGACGACAACCAAUUCCCAUACUUCCACUUCAAACACUCCAACACCAAGCUUUGACGCUUCCUCAGCGGCCGACAUGAGUUGUAAAAAGGCAAAGAAGCUGCCGGAACAAAUACGAGCGCCGGCGGUGUUCAAGUGCGUCCGGGUGACGGCGGUGGAGGGCGGCAGCAGCGGCGGAGGGAAUGAAUAUGCAUAUCAAGCCAUCGUGAAGAUCGGCGGCCAUAUUUUUAAAGGCUAUUUAUACGACCAUGGAGUGGAAGCUAGAGAUGGGUUUCCGACGUUGUCGAAUUUGCAUCUCGGAGAUGGCGGUUCUACAUCGUCGCCGGUCAUUGAUCCUGCCGACGUUUAUGGCAGCUCCGCCGCCCGCGGCGGGGCACUGGCUGGGGGUUCCGGCUAUGGUAAUCCCAUAAAUUGAUCCAUAUUAUUUAAACAUUUUCAAUGUUGGGUUAUAGCUUUUGAAUUUAUUUAGUGGAAAAAUAAGAGAUAGGAGCCUCUACUUAUGGUUUAUUUUUAUUUGUAUAUUUAUAUUACUUACAAAUAUAAAUAUAAUCUAUUAA